This is a messenger RNA of Anthonomus grandis grandis, 8613 nucleotides long. RefSeq names its product Ca(2+)/calmodulin-responsive adenylate cyclase (gene rut). The record is from RefSeq and is a predicted model, not a curated record. NCBI's taxonomy places the organism in Eukaryota, Metazoa, Arthropoda, Insecta, Coleoptera, Curculionidae. The transcript is spliced from 25 exons. Bases 458 to 6379 code for a protein of 1973 amino acids. Gene Ontology annotation, cellular component: plasma membrane. Gene Ontology annotation, biological process: adenylate cyclase-activating G protein-coupled receptor signaling pathway; cAMP biosynthetic process; intracellular signal transduction. Gene Ontology annotation, molecular function: adenylate cyclase activity.
UUCAUGUUCACAUUUUGUUUUUGUCGGAAAUCGGAAAGUUCAGCGGGUGCUUAAGCUCGGGCAGCAGUUUUCUCGCAGCAAAAUGAGACUAUCGUGUUUUUAAUGAUAGAAGAUCAACGCGAUAUAUAAAUUCAAGUUUCUUCAGUUUUGUGAAUAAAAACAGACGGUAUUUUGGUGCCUUCUUAAUUAACAUUAUCAGGAAUAACUUUGAGAUAUAGCAGGCAACCUAAAAGUGAUUGUUCCUAUUACAUUUUUUAACUUUAUUGUGCGACCCACCCCCGAUAAUAAGAAUACUCCUUGACCAGUGAUUCGUGUUGCAAUUUGUGAAUCCCUUUAAGACUUUUAUAGUAAACAUGUAAUACAGUAAUGGCAGGACUCAAUUGUCCUCAACCACCAGCGGCCAAAGACCUGCAAUCCAAAGUAUCUUGAAGUGGACCAUCGUCGGUUUCGGUGCAACAUGGAUCACAGCGUUAAGGCGAUGACGUCACCGCGGGUUCUGGCACGUGCCAUUAACCCGCACCGCUUUGAGAACGACGAACUGGAGCAGCUCUAUCAGCGCUACAUUUGCAAGCUCCAACACUCCAGUGUUGCCGCUGUGGUUGCCCUGUUUGUGCUGCUUACGUUUGUGUUGGCCAACUUAGGAUUGGUCUAUUCUCAAGCAGCCAACACCCAAAACGUCUACCACGCCGCUCACUGCAUCCUUUUCGCUCUUCUUCUGGGAUUCCUGCAUACGAGGUUCAUGCAGGAUGCUUAUUUGCUAUGGGUUUGCUACGUGGUGCUCUUCUUCUUAGCAACUUUUUGUGCACUGGCCUUACCACUCUAUCCGAGUUCUAUUGCUACUAAAGUUGCUGCAGAAGGGACCUGGCAGGUCGUAUUUGUAAGUUUCUUGGCUUACGCUAUGAUGCCAUUAAAAUCGUGGGUAACCGGAGUCUUUGGAUUUUUACUUUGCUCGGCGCACCUAGCAGUUUCAUCGAUUUUUUCCACUGAUUUUCCUCAUUUACGAUGGCAACAGUUGACGGCGAACGUUGUGGUAUUUUUUUGCGUUAAUAUCGUCGGUAUUUUCAUGCAUAAUCUCAUGGAACAUGCACAGCGGAAAGCUUUUUUGGAUACUAGAAAUUGCAUCGCGGCUCGACUGGAAAUGGAAGACGAAAAUGAAAAACUGGAACGUCUGCUUUUGUCAGUUCUUCCCCAACAUGUGGCCAUGGAAAUGAAAAACGAUAUUAUCUCACCCGUCGAAGGACAAUUUCACAAGAUUUAUAUCCAAAAACAUGAAAAUGUCAGCAUCCUAUUUGCGGAUAUCGUCGGUUUCACUGUGCUGGCAUCACAGUGCACUGCACAAGAACUGGUUCGCCUUUUGAACGAGCUUUUUGGGCGAUUCGAUCAGCUGGCUAAUGAUAACCAUUGUUUGCGGAUUAAGAUCCUUGGCGACUGCUACUACUGCGUCUCUGGACUUCCCGAGCCACGCUCGGACCACGCUCACUGUACGGUCGAAAUGGGUCUGGACAUGAUUGACGCAAUCGCGAGCGUGGUCGAGGCGACUGACGUCCAACUGAACAUGCGCGUUGGCAUUCAUUCCGGGAGGGUUCUUUGUGGAGUCCUGGGACUCCGCAAGUGGCAGUAUGAUGUUUGGUCGAAUGACGUAACACUGGCUAAUAAUAUGGAGGCUGGUGGAGAGCCUGGGAGAGUGCAUAUUACUCAAGCCACCCUGGAUUACCUAGGGGGUGAAUAUGAAGUAGAAUCCGGUAAUGGUGCUUCUAGAAAUCAAUAUCUACGGGAUCACUGCGUUAACACGUAUUUUAUAGUACCACCUGCUAGAAGAAGAAAGCCACUGUUGUUCAACACACUCCAGGUACGGUCUGCUCUCGGUGCUGCUCAGCGCAGGAAGCUGAGCUUCAAGAACGUCAGCAAUGUUGUGGUGCAGCUGCUUCACUCGAUCAAGUACUCCAUGGAGGUACCGUUCAGCAACAUGGCCCUGCAACCGGACAUCAAGGCUACCAGUACUAGGAAGGUAGCUGACCUGCAGAGGGUGCUGCACAGAGACCCUUCAGGGGAAACCGCACAAGAUGCUCAAUCUAAUAGGAAUGUGCUAGAACUGCAAAGGGUGCUCCACGCAGAAAUAUCACCCUCUCAAGAGCAAAUUAGAACCACCCCUCGACCCUCGGGAAGCCAUAAUAAAGUCACCGAGAAGUUUAAAAGGCCUUUUAAAAAACGACAUUCCAGCGUUUAUCAUCAACCUUCGAAUAGAGUAAACAAAUAUUUGGCACAAGCGAUUGACGCGAGGAGCGUCGAUAGAGAAAAAUCGACUCACGUCAGUCUAUUUACUCUGUGUUUUAAAGAUCGAAAUAAGGAAAAUCAGUACCAUGACGACUUAGACGUUGGGUAUAGUUCAACCUUAGCAUGCGCGUUGAUGCUGCUACUCCUUUUGGGAACAUUACAAGCAAUAAUCCUACCAAGGACCGUAAUUUUACUACUGCUCUUUCUGGUUGCCUUCAUAUGGAUAUCUGCCUUACUCAUUUUAUUACUCGCCGUCCGCCUCGGCUGGAUAUUGUGGGAUAUUUCUCAUAGUUUUGUUCUUAGACUGGCUAUAACAGUCUUCACCAUUGUACUUAUAUACACCAUGGCGCAAGUGAAUGUGUUUACUUGUGUGACGGAUGAACCCUGUGUGCCACAUAACACGUUCAAUGUCACUCUGGACACCGGAUCUUCAUUAGAGAAGGACCAUCGAGCUUGUCCGUUGCCACAAUACAUUGUUCUCUCUUGCGUCUUGGGAUAUUUGGCUGUUGCGAUAUUUUUGAGACUGCCUAUUUUACUUAAAUCUUCGUUGUUAGUGAUAAUGACCACUGUGUACAUACUCCUUAUUGAGCUGUCACAUGUUGAUUUGUUUAAUUGUUAUGAUAUUAGGGCGAACUCUGUGAUACCGUCACAUGUACUUAGCGUGGUCGAGGUACUUAUGUUCGUACUUGCGGUGCUCCUCCAUGGUAGGCAAGUGGAAUGGACCGCCCGCUUAGAUUUUCUGUGGCAAGUCCAGGCCAACGAGGAAAAAAGGGAGAUGGACGCCCUGCAACACUCAAACAAACGGAUAUUAUUUAACCUUCUACCUGCUCAUGUUGCAACUCAUUUUUUGGACAACCAGUUCCGUAACAAUAUGAAUACUCUAUCACAGGAAUUGUACCACCAGAGCUACUCCAGAGUCGGUGUCGUUUUCGCUUCCAUUACUAACUACCAUGAGUUUUACACCGAGUUGGAUGGUAACAAUCAAGGAGUGGAAUGUUUGAGGCUCUUAAAUGAAAUUAUUGCUGAUUUUGAUGAUUUAUUGAGCGAGGAGAGAUUUAAAGCUAUUGAUAAAAUCAAGACUGUCGGAUCGACCUAUAUGGCAGCAGUCGGAUUGAUGCCGGAUCUAAGGAUCUUGGAUGAUGAUGAGAGUACUGCGGCACUCCAUUUGGGUACCUUGGUAGAAUUCGUCUUUGCUAUGAGGGAAAGACUACUAAAUAUUAAUGAGAACUCUUAUAAUAAUUUUAUGUUAAGAGUAGGUAUUAAUUUGGGUCCAGUAGUUGCGGGAGUUAUAGGAGCUCGAAAACCUCAAUACGAUAUAUGGGGUAAUACAGUCAAUGUUGCCAGUCGAAUGGACUCGACUGGGUUACCCAACCACACUCAGGUCACUGAAGAAGUUUACCAAGUUCUCAGGAAUCACCCUUACGAGUUCCAGUGCCGAGGAAAAGUCAAGGUGAAAGGAAAAGGUGAUAUGACCACCUACUUUCUUAUUGAUCGAAAACAACCUGGGACCUUAAGAGUCGAAGAGUUAAGCAACAUCCGAGCUGGCCAGAACAAUGUUAACAAUAUAAACAUGUAUGGAGGUGUAGCAACACCAUUAGCUUUAGUCCAUGGGGAUAAUUCCAGGCCAAAACACAUGCAGCUUCAUAAUCGGCAAACUUCAAGGGAAGAAAGUUAUAGAAACGUUAUGCGGUUACCGCCGUUACGUGAAACGAACCAUAGGGACCACGGUUUAAACGGAUGCGAAAAUGAACCGCUGCUACCCGCUCCGAUUGUACCAAAAUCUAAUGGAAGAAAUGGAAGCAAAAAGAAUGGGGAAGAUAGUCUGCCUCCACCCCCGCUUCCACCACAUAAAGGUCCUACGUUUCAGCCAAAUAAUUCUAGACCUGUGGCGGAUAUGAGGUAUAAUCCACCAUGGCCAAGAGCACAGCAGCCAUUCGUAUCGAUCAAUCCAGUUUCAGUAAACAUGAUUAAACCAUAUCUUAAGCCCCUCCCCAAACCCCCUGGCAAAGAAUCACCUAACCGACAUCAUAGGAAACUCCAUAACCCAUCUGCACCCUCUGAACAUGCUAGUAGUCCCAUAAUGCCACGACAAAACGUCAUAAUGAACGUCAUACCACAACGUGCCACUCCUGAAAGAACUCCCCCGGAAUUGCUUAGAAAUAAAAUUCAACAUAAAAGUCCUCAUCAUAAAAAACACAGUCCGUUGCAGAGACAUUACUCUGAUGAAAGCCUCGGAGGUUUAUACAACGGACCUGGAGCACAUCAGAGAAUACACUCUUCUGCAGAUGAAAUUAGUUCAUUAAAUCACUCGCCCAGUAUCAGUAGUUCUGAUGAGAGCUACAGUAGAACUACAGAUGCUGAUGCUUCUCCUUGCGUGAGUCCUCCUUUACCAACAGACGCCCAGCAGUUCCUAUAUCCUUCAGAUAUACAAGUUAAUCCUCUGUCCUCCCCCGAAGUAUCCCCAAGAGCUUCCUUAGAUUACAUCCCUCCGAGUUGCUCUUUAAGAAACAAUUCCGCCGAUAGAAACGCUAAAAGGAAUUAUUUGCCUCCUAGUGCGGUUCUUGCUAUCGCUAACACCUGCAACACAGUAGACUCUAUGAGCAUUACUAGUCCGCCCUGCUUGGAUGGUGAAGAAAGUUAUAAGGGGGAGAGUUGUGCUAGUUUUGAGUUUGUUAACAAAAAGAAAACUCCUUCUUUACUUAGGGCAACUAGUGCAAACGGGGCAAGCGCAGGAAGCAAACAACUGUUCAAACAACGGAGCUUAGAUAACAAAAGAAUAAGGAAUGAUAGUGACUCCAUAUGGGUAGAUAGUAAUAAAGCAAGUUGUAAACGGUCGCCGAGCUUUAAGGAAAUGGAAGAGGUCAGAGAACUGCUAAAAGAAGAUGACAAUAGAGCUACCAUUAAUAGUGAUAAAAGUAGUAAAAGAGAUGGAAGCUGUCAAACGGAUAAAAAAGACUUGAGAAAGAUGAGAGCUUCGCCGCUGGGUUUUAGGGAUAAUAAGAUAUCGCCCAGCAUAAAGGUUACCAAUUUGGAAAACUGUGAUAAUACUGUAGGACCAUUCGAGAGGGAGAUACAAAAGUUGAUAGACGAACAGAACCUAUUGCAAAACAUCCCGCCCAAGUUAGAGAACCAACAGAAUAAAGACUUCGCACUGGAGCCUUUAGUAAGGUACGCCCCGAACAAUAAUAACCACCAGGUGGGGCUAGCGGCUAUUCAGGCGCUAGCGCUAGGUUUGCGGGUGAAUCCCACUGGGAGUGUGACCCUACAGUGCAUGUCCCCUACCCGAGCAAGCAGCAAAGAAGGGUCGCUUAAGAGGGGCGCGUCCCCGCCCGGGACGUCUGAAUCAAAUAAACAACCAAAAGUGUCGCCUCUUGACAGGACUCCUAAGGCAAUGGAGGAACCGGAUGUAGACUGUGAUAUGGCUGAGAUUCCACCUCAAGACGAUACCGAUUUGGAAAGUUUUGAGCAGGAAGAAAAGAGACUGGAAGAAGAAGCAUCUCAGGAGGCUGAAGUCAAAAGACGAUUAGAAGAAAAGAUACUAGAAAAACUGGAUAAUGCUGACAGUUCGUCCCAAGGGCGAACCCAGCAAUUGUCUUCCACGGGUGGAGGAGCUGCUGAAGGAAGCGUUUCUGAAUGGUCUGAAGAUGAAGACGGGGGUGCUUCAGAGCCUUUAUUAAAUGAUAGAGAGAGUACGGGGUAUACCACCGACGACCCCGCGUUAGAAAAUAUUAGUAUGAUUAAUGAGGCUGGAUUAACCGAUGCGGAAGGAGCACUAAGCGACGUAAACUCUGCUUACAAUGAGCACAACCACGACGGCGACAUGGAUGACAAUACGAGCAUGUCCUCGCGUGCAUCCUCACGCAUCUUUGACUCAGAUGCGAUGAUGUCACUGGAUUCGCUGAGCGCCCUCUACGAUUCUGAGUACGAUAACUGUUAUCGGACCGACGACGAUUUAAGCGGCAUGCCGGACCUGGACAGAUUAAAUUAUUUUUCAGUGCCUGUAGUUAGCGACGUGCAUCUUGCCAAUAUCCGAUCAAUGAGCGAGAGCAUCACGAGGAAUUUCGGACAGCCUCGUAGUGAAACGGAUCCGGAUAGUGAUGUUUAAAUUAUAAUAUAAUAAUUUUGUUUAAAUGAUUACGGGUAGUUUUUAAUUAUUGUCGUCUUGUAUGAUAUUAACUUGAGCCAUUUGGCGAUCAUUUAUUUUACAUGCAGGGUGUCAAGUUGAAAAAUUCCCACCCCCAAUAUCUUUCUUGCACAUAUGAAUUUUAUUUAUAGAGGGGGCACUUCAAAUAAAUAUUUUUAGCCUUCCUGUUCAAAUGUCACCGUUAGAAUCUUAAAUGGGAAUUUAGGAUUGACGGAUCUCUCUUUUCAGUGGUAUCUUGCUUUUUGUCGAGAGGUUUUUUUAGUGUUCGCACAAAAACAGUGGGUCUCCUUAUAGCACAUAUGAUUAGAAAAGUGUCAAGGUUACACCAUUAAAAUCGUUAAAUAUCAGGCAGAAAAUCUAGUUUAAAUAAAUAAUUUUCAGUUAACAUAGGAUCUACUUACGCACUAUAUUAUGAGUUGUUGAAAACGUCCGAUUUCCAGUAAAGUCAGUUUUCGAACUUCUCCCUAAUAUUUUGAAAAACUUCACCGAAAUUUGACAUGCAUUCUGCUGCAAUUUGCUUUUUAAGAUUAGCAAUAUCAGCAAGUUGCGUAUUAUAAACAAAGGAUUUAAGAUGUUCCCAAAGUAUGAAGUCUAAGUGUGCUAAAUCCGGUGAUCUUGGAGGCCAUUUAAUCCUCUUCUGUCAGUUAAUCUAUCCUGAAUCUUUCGCGCAACCACUGUCUUUUUUUUUUGUUACACUAUCGGACCGGGGGAAAAUAAUGAGGUGAAUCACCGUCCUGCUAGAAUAUUAACAAAUCCUCCUGUAGAGCUAAAUUACACUCUGUUGAGUUUCUAGCUCACAAUUCCUUCAAGCAUGUUAAGGUAUGGAUCACCUGUCAAGCUUCCUUCAAUAAAUAAAGAAGUAGUAACGGCAUUUUCAAGAAUACCAGCCCAAACAUUAAUUUUGUAGGGAUAUUGUGUUUGUCCUUGAAAAAUAUGCGGAUUUUCGCCACUCCAAUAUCGACAAUUUUGUUUAUUAAUAUUUUUAUAAAAAAAAAAAUAUAUUCAUCGCUACAAUAGAUAUUCGGCAGAAUAUUAGAGAUGGCGUUGAUUUGACGACUCAAGAAAUGUCUUGAGAGUUUUUGAUGUAACUACGUUUUAUAUGAAUGAAUUUUCAGUGCCUUUUUUACUGUUUCAUGUAAUAUUCCUGUGUGUUCUGCUACUAUCCGCAAGGAGUUGGUGGGCUCUGCAGCAAAUAAUCCCAAAAUCUCAAUUUGAGUUUUUUUAUUUGUCACUUUUAUUUGUUUCUAUUACUCAACGAACCAGCUUUGGAAAACUUUGCCACUAAUCCAGCGCAUAUCGGUUUCCAACCAAUUUCGGGUCUUUCUUGAAGAGAAUAAACCAUUCUCAUACUUUAUGCACUUAAUAAAAGUUAUCAAAGUGAUGAUAUGAUUAUCCAUAUAACCCAUUGCAUGAGUUUUGGUGUAAGCACUAACGUGAAAACCAAAAUCUCAAUGUAGGCAAAUUAAGUUGUUUCUUUAUUUGCUGUUGUUGCGUUCCCUUUGAAACGCGAUCAUUCGGAAACCUCUAAAUAAAAAGCAACGUAGGAUACCACUAAAAAGAGAAUUGAAUGCCCUUUAAAACGUUGUGCCAAUUAAGCCCCAUUCCCAUUUAAGAUUCUAAUAGUGGAAAGUUUUCAAAUUGACACCCGAUACAUACGUGCCCAUUCAAUGGCAAUUUGGCUACAACUUAUAAUGUAUAAUACUUAGGCCCGUUAUAUGGCAUUUUGAAUCUCCUGUAGCGUCAUUAUCAGUAUUAGUUUUUUUUUGUGUAAUAUAUUCAACCUGUAAUUCAUAUCUACGCCAAUGGCUCUCGUUAUCACCAUACAUUGGUAAGGAAAUAUUGCCAAUUGUUUUAAAAAUUACCUGUACUUGUUCUUAUGCGUUUGACUUUUAUUCAGAAGCACUAGUCAUAGAGUUAAAUGCUUACAUAAUGUUACUUCUUACUCAUUUCAUUUUUCAUGAUUAUUUAUUUAUUCAUUAUACACAUAUUUCACAAUACUUUUAAACUCUGGGUGUUGUAUAUUUUUCUAAAAUAUCCCAUAAAAACAUGAAGAUUCUAAUAUAUCUUACCAUAUGACUAGUGGAUUCUGACUUCUGCAGUCAAAAGCCUUUUUCUAGUAGAUCCGGUACAUAGGUAUAAUUUAAAAUCCUGUAAUUUAUGUUUUGUAGAUAUUAUAUGAUAUUUAUUAAUCUUAA